GUACUUCUACCAAUUGAUGGAGGGCCUAGAGUACCUGCACAGUCAGGGAAUCAUACACAAGGACAUCAAGCCCGCGAACCUGCUGCUCACCACCGACGAAACUCUGAAGAUCACAGACCUGGGUGUGGCAGAGAAAAUAGAUGUAUUUUCCAAAGAUGAUACUUGCAAGACAAGUCAAGGCUCGCCAGCAUUCCAACCCCCAGAGAUAGCUAAUGGUGAUGAUUCCUUCGCUGGCUUCAAGGUGGACGUCUGGUCGUCAGGGGGAAAGGGGUACAACAUAACAACAGGAUUAUAUCCAUUUGAAGGUGACAAUAUCUAUAAACUGUUUGAGAAUAUUGGUAAAGGCCAGUACACAGUUCCUGACACCGUAGAUGAUAGUUUAAAGGAUCUUCUUAAUGGUAGGUGUUUGUCUUUAUAUGUUGUAACAAAUGUGUUUUUCUUUUAUUAUAUUAUGAGAAUGCUGGCGUGCAAAGCCAGUGAUGAUCUAGUCAGUAUAGCACAGAUAAGACAACACCAGUGGUUCAAGCGGAAACAUGCCAAGGUUGAGGAUCGUGUGUUUUUAUCUGCAUCUUCGGAUGGCGACUUAAUGAGGAGUAUGACUGUGGUGCCAUAUUUAGAGGAUCUCCACUUUGGUACACCAAGUGAGGAAGAAGAAGAUGAAGAACUGGAGAGUGCGGUGGCAGGCAAUCAUCAAGGUCAAGGGGCACUGAAUGACAAGCAGGAGGUGACAACAAGACAGACAGAGAACUCCAAGUCCAACUGUAAGCCAAAGAAAAGAAAGGGGAAGAGCUCUAGUAAAUUUGCAUUUGGAUCCUGCAAACAGUCGUGACAUCAGCUGUCUAACCUGGUUGUUCAUGUUAACUGCUUCUGUGACUUUGUUUAGCAUCGCUCAGCUCCAACUGCU
Haliotis rubra (blacklip abalone) is the source of this 904-nucleotide messenger RNA. RefSeq names its product serine/threonine-protein kinase STK11-like. The record is from RefSeq and is a predicted model, not a curated record. The transcript is spliced from 7 exons. Gene Ontology annotation, cellular component: cytoplasm. Lineage: Eukaryota; Metazoa; Mollusca; Gastropoda; Lepetellida; Haliotidae. Gene Ontology annotation, molecular function: ATP binding; protein serine/threonine kinase activity. Gene Ontology annotation, biological process: protein phosphorylation; intracellular signal transduction. The annotation marks the transcript as partial.